Molecule: messenger RNA, 1488 nt
Organism: Penicillium cosmopolitanum
Lineage: Eukaryota; Fungi; Ascomycota; Eurotiomycetes; Eurotiales; Aspergillaceae
Product: major facilitator superfamily transporter
Exons: 8
Coding region: 1-1488 (495 amino acids)
Biological process (GO): transmembrane transport
Molecular function (GO): transmembrane transporter activity
Source: RefSeq, a predicted model, not a curated record
AUGACAGUCGACGCACGUACCGACGCAGAGGUGACGCUCGACGCGUUAGCGCCGGCUCAUGCACUGGUGAAGCAGAGGGAAGUUACGGCAGAAGGCGGCGAUCCACAGGCCCCUCCGCUGGCGGCCUACCCCGAAGGUGUGCCCUCCGAAGACGAAUAUCCCAGGGGACUCGCAUUGCUGUUGAUCCUUCUGUCGCUCGUCCUGUCCAUUGUCAUGGUGGCUGUCGAUCAGACCAUCAUUGCAACGGCCAUCCCCCUGAUUACCGACGAGUUCCACAGCGUGACUCAAAUCGGCUGGUACGGGUCGGCCUUCUUCCUGACUUUUGCCUCGUUUACGGCAUCAUGGGGCAAGCUCUUCAAGUAUUUUCCAUUGCAAUGGACCUUCCUCGUCGCCGUCUUCGUCUUUGAAUUGGGCAGUCUCGUCUGCGCGGUCGCCCCCAGUAGCACGGCCUUGAUCGUCGGACGUGUCCUUGCAGGUUUGGGUGUGGCUGGCAUUGCGUCGGGCGCCUUCAUCCUCGUCGCCUUCCUGGCGUCCCGGCGAAGCGACCUGCGCGGAGUUUUCACGCAGAGACUCAGCUGGCGGUGCAAUCUCCCCUUUGGUGGCCUGGCUGCCGCGACGCUUGUCAUCUUCUUUAAGUUGCCGCCGCAUGCGAAGCUGGUCAUGGGCGCGGUCGAGUGUUAUAUUCUGGCAUUGCAGUGGGGUCGCCUCACGCGCGUGUGGGAUUCCUCGACCAUCAUUGGCCUCUGGGUGGGAUUCGGGCCGGCUCUAAUCGCCUUUAGUUUUGCUCAAUGGUGGUUGGACGACCGUGCGAUGGUUCCGCCGCGGAUUCUCAGGAGCCGUUACGUCCACCAGGGCAUGCUCUAUGCGGCCGCCAUUGCGGGGUCUUAUUUCCUGACGCUAUACUUCCUUCCCAUCUACUUCCAGGUUAUUGACGACGUCUCACCGCUUGAGAGUGAAGUACGCAAUCUGCCAUUGAUUGUCGCCAUCACCCUUGCGACUAUCGUGUCGGGCAUCUCGAUUACCAUCACCGGUCGCCCGAUGUUUUUAUGGCAUCCAUCCUCUAAGUGGAUCGGAUACCAGGUCCUCACCGGCAUUGGGGUCGGGCUGGGCUUACAAGUGCCCGUCUCUGCGGCGCAAGCGACUCUACCGCCGGAUGACAUACCGUCUGGGUCGGCUAUUCUCGUCUUCAUGCAAACCAUCGGUGGCGCCUUUUUCGUCUCCGCCGGAGAGAGCGCCUUCGAAUCCACACUCUUGAAGCAGCUAAGCGCGACCGCUCCAUGGAUCGACCCGCUCCAGGUCAUCAGCACGGGCGCCACGGAUGUGCGGAAAGUGUUUUCCCCAGCUGAUGUGCCUUUUAUUCUUCGCGCAUGUGUGCGUGGUAUCCAGACUGCCUUGAUUGUCGCCAUCGCCGUGGCUGGUACGUAUACUAUUAUUGCUUUUGGGGCCAAGUGGGUUAAAAUGCAAAAUGCAAGCGCCGCUGAGGGCUGA